Molecule: messenger RNA, 4274 nt
Organism: Chiloscyllium plagiosum (whitespotted bambooshark)
Lineage: Eukaryota; Metazoa; Chordata; Chondrichthyes; Orectolobiformes; Hemiscylliidae
Product: ankyrin repeat domain-containing protein 10
Molecular function (GO): protein binding
Source: RefSeq, a predicted model, not a curated record
UGAGGCGCGGUUCCAGGUUUUACGGCUCUCCCUUUGUCUUGGCGCCUGUUGAGCGGGGAACGGAGCGGCGGGCGAGUCCGAGCUGAGAGCACCGCGCCCGGAAGCAGGGGGCCGCCUUGAGCCGGUGGGGAGGGUUUGGGGAAGGUGGUGGUGAGGAGGAGGGUUGAGGCAGCGAGAGUGGAGCCGGGGCCGAUUGCUGCUAUGGCGGCCUGGGAGCGGGAGCGCGAGCGCGGCUUCUCCAGCGAGGAGCUGCUGUCGUUGCGCUUCCCGCUGCACCGGGCCUGCAGGGACGGCGACACCGGGGCUCUCCGCACCUUGUUGGCCGCCUCCUCCCCCACCGACAUCGGCGUCGAGGACAACUUCUACGGGUGGACCCCCCUCCACUGGGCUGCUCACUUCGGCAAGCUGGAGUGUGUAAUGCAGUUGGUGCAGGCAGGAGUUGGAGUCAACAUCGCAACAUCACGAUUUGCGCAGACUCCAGCCCAUAUUGCAGCUUUUGGAGGACAUCCUCAAGGCUUAUUGUGGCUGAUCCAAGCAGGGGCAGAUUAUAACAUACAGGAUGUUGUGGGUGAAACCCCUGUCCAUAAAGCAGCACGAUCAGGAAGUUUGGAUUGUCUAAAUGUCCUUGUAUCUCAUGGGGCUAAAACAGAUUUAAGGAAUGCAAAUGGGUUGACAGCAGCUGAGCUUGCCCUGGCUCAGGGCUUCCAGGAAUGUUCCCAGUUCCUGUGCAGUGUGCAGAACCAUCAGCUAAAUGGUUUCUAUACUAAUGGCAUCGCCAGUGGUCUUUACCGCGAUAACCUGAUCACAGAUGGCCUAAAUGGCUACACAGGAACCAACCGGAAGAGAAGCCACGAGGAAUCUGAACGCUGUGGAAUCAAGAAGCCGAGAACAGAUGCUCUGGGCUUUGAUGGCUUCGGGACAGCAGCUGAUGGCAUCGCCAUGGACAACGUUGAAAGCAUUUACACAGAGUUCAAGCCUUCAGCUAUUUCCGGUGAGGCUGAAGGAUUCGCAGCUGAGUGUGGCAGCUAUCAGAUCAAAUCGGACCAAGCAGCUCAGGAGAUUGUGUCUGUUAGAGGCCAGGAUUUUGAAGUCUUCACCGUGUCUCCCAUGCAGACCCCAUGUCGCUGUAUAACUAAAUAUGCAUAUGACUUUUGACAUUUUCAGUCUACAUGUUACAAAUUCCUUACCGUUUUUAAAUGGGAUUCAUGAACUAGGCAGAUACUCUCUAAUGAUCCAUACCUAAUUCUGCUGAAAGUAGGAAAUUAGUGGUUUUUGAGAAAAAGAAUUUCUUAAGACUGGAGAAACACAUUCUGAAUAGAUGUCACCUUGGCCCACCUGAUGGCCUGUCUCAUAUACUUGCAGUCACACUCGCACACUGUUUUACUUGACUGUUUUAUGCUGGACAGUAGUGACUACACUUCAUUGAUAUUCAAUAGUCUGUGAAGUGCUUUGAAAUAUCUUGAGGGUGUUAUAAGGUGCUCUUGGUAUAAGUUCCUCCCGCAUGGCUUAUGUGUACACAGUAUCUCAGUGGAGUCUAUAAUAUCGUUUUUAUUUCAAUACUGUUUAUGUUGCAGAGGUUUGCAUUUCAAAAAGGAUGUUAAACCGAGGCCCUCUCUGGUGAGCAAAAAAUCCAAUAACAAUAUUUCAAAUAAGCUCGGGAGUUCUUCCUGAUGUCCCAGCUAAUAUUGCCCAUUCAAUCAAUAUUGCCAAAAUAGAUUAUUUGGUCAUCAUCACGUUAUUGUUUGUGAGAGCUUGAUUUGCAUAAAUUGGUUAGUGUUCCUUAAAUUACAACAAUAACUACACGUCAAAAUAACUUCAUUGGCUGAAGAGUAUUUUAGAAUGGCAUGAGAUCAUGAAAGAUGCUAUGGAAAUUCAAUUUUUAAAAAUUACUUCUGUGCUUUUGGAUGGUGCAUAAUCCAAAUGCAUUGUUAGGUCAAAUGUUAUUUUAAAUAAAUACUUUUGAUACAUUAACUUUUGUUUCUGCUUUGGUUGGUUUUGUUCCCUUCACUCACCAAGGCACUGGCUCUUGCUGAACAAUAGUUCUGGAAAAAUAUAAAUCUUGUACCCGAGCCCGGGCAGUGCUAGGGACCUGUUUAACAGUGGUGGCAUCAUAGCUGAACUGUGUUUUGUUUUUUCUCCAUGUCCAUGAACUUGCUGUUACAACACUGAACACCUUAUAGUCAAUGCCAGGGACCAUGCCUGUUUGUUUGCUCCCCAACUAAUUCAAGACACUGAGGGCCAAUUAGAGUCUCUUUGCCAUCACUCUGGAAAAAAAAUAGAAAUUCUAUAGUCCUUGGAAUCUUGUCUGGCUCCCACGUAGCCUGUUGGAUUUGGUUUCUCUCUCAAUAAACCCUUGGAGGAACAUUUGUUGUUUUGAAUAUUCAAUUAUUCUGGGUGUGAUUAUUGGUUCAGAAAAUUAUGAAUGUUAAAGUUUUAAGUAUUUGUAAGCAUAUAUUUACUGUUGAGUAGUAAUUUGACAUGAGAAUUUUUCUUGUUAAUGUCAUAUUGUGCCUCUGCGUAGUUUUAAUGUGCAAAAUAUCAUAGUUUAAUUGCUGUCCAGGUUUCUGUGCUCUACAUGCUAACACUAAGAAACAAUCUGCAGGACAUUUGAGCUUUCCGUGAAGGUUCAGUGUUUCAGUUUCAUCACUAAAUUUAUCAUUAAGGUUGAACCACAUAUAGUGUAACUAAAACCACGUGUGCCCACUCUUUCUUAGAGACCCAGUGAUUCAACUAGUUUGAUAGCUGAUGUGGCAACACACUGAUCUUCUCCCACAGGAUGUUUCUGUUAGUUGCCUUUAAUUUUAACUAUUGGAUUCAUCAAAAAAGAGCUUCGAAAACAGAGAGAGUGAUAUUUCUAUUUCCUGAUUAGCAUUGCAGGGUUUCUGUCCCAAACAAGUGAAUUUUAUAAAAAUAACAAGAGAGGGAAAACAUCUUGGAUCUUAAAAGUAAAUAGUAUAUAGCUGCAAUUGUCUAUGAAAAGCAUUUUAAAGUACACAGUUUAUAGAGUUUUGAAUGAUCAAUAAAGGUAGUUAAGGUACUACUUGUAAUGAUAUUUAGUUUAAACAUCCAAUUCUACAUAAUAGUGAAGGAUGAAGGUGUGGAAAGCUUACUCUGAUUUACUCCUGAUUGUGGGAAACUAGGGAUGGUGAAUGUGCCUUUGAAAGGCUGACAUUGUACUUCUGUGUUUCAAUCUUUUUCUGGCAGGACAGGCAGGAAGUGUGGGGACAUGAAAUAGACAGGAAGUUGUUUAGUGAAGGAAUUAGAACAGGUAGGUACUAGGGAAUGUCAAAUGAGUGGCAAAGUUUUAAAAUUAGUCAUUUAGUUUUCCAUGCUAUUAAUGCAAGCUGAGAUGUGAAAUAAAGUAUUGACUGUAGGAGAAACCAAAGAUGAAACCUUUUCACAGAGUCGGGAAUGUGAGGCACUCUAGUGCGAGUGCUAAGUCAAUUGCAACUUUCAAAAAUGGUUAGUGGAUGGUUAGUGACAUAUGUGAAAGAACAUGGGGUAAAAACAGGAAAAUGAGGUUGUUUUGGACGAAUGUGAGAAAAAGGGUUCAGAAAUAAGAGUAUAAUAUCUGUCCUGCGAAUGGCCUCACUUUCAAUCAGAAUACUCAAUGUGCUUUAACAUUCUUGUGUAAAACAGUUCAAUUACAGUUUAUUUCCCAAAUGUCUUCUAAUGAUAAAUCAAUUCACAAAGGGAGAAACAUUUGAGCAAGAGGCAAAGUCUUAGCUGAGUGGCUUAAUUUGUAUUUAGACUGAUCAGCGAGAUACAGUUGAGGCAGUUUCCACAUUGUUCCCUGGGAAAUUAGGGGAAGAACAGUUCCCUUUUAACGGAAGAAUCAGCACUCAAGACUAAAGACUCUAGUAGUAUGAUGGUGGAUGCGUUUGACAGGAAAUAAGAACAGUCUGGUCAUGGUUUCUUUUUCAGUCAUCCAGACAUCUGUCUGUUAGUGGUGUCAACAGAUACUCCUCAUCCUCCCCACUAAAGUCAGCCUCCUCUCACAGAUUCAGUACUUUAAAUAGUAAGCGUAUUAUUGCCAUGCAGAGAUUUGCGAUGUUUGGAUCAGCUGGAUCAGGUUUCCCAUUUGCAUUCAAGAGACUCCGAACUAAGACUAAUUUAGUUAUUUUGCCCUGUUUGCAGAAAGUACUUGCUUUUGGUGGUUGCUGCUUCUGUUGAUUUUUUUUUGGCAAAGUGUUCCUCUUCAAGUUAAUGUUCUUUCUGCAGUAAUUCCCAAGAAUAAUCAAAAUAAAUUACCUCCUUUAUUUCAUGUUCUCACA